This is a messenger RNA of Perkinsus marinus ATCC 50983, 1055 nucleotides long. RefSeq lists its product as hypothetical. The record is from RefSeq and is a predicted model, not a curated record. The coding region runs from base 29 to 844 and encodes 271 amino acids. The transcript is spliced from 7 exons. NCBI's taxonomy places the organism in Eukaryota, Perkinsozoa, Perkinsida, Perkinsidae.
AGGUGUUAUAUUGUCACCUUCUUCGAAAAUGAUGUCCUCUAUGAGUCCCUACGAUCGCCCUACUGUCGAGGAGUCCCCCAAGGCCUGGUCGUCAUCCCCCACAAACAGCUCCUAUUCUACUGUCUGUUCUACUCCUACUAGUAUUAGUUCAGGAGACUAUUACUACUAUGAUGACAGGCAGUGUAUGGUCAUUCUAGAUUGGGAUGACACCAUUAUGCCUACUGGGGUCCUCACGGAUCAUGGAGGAAAGUUAACCAUCUCGAGUGUAUACACGUCAGUGGUUGAGGGGUUCCUCACCCUCCUACUCCGUCUUACUCGAGGUAACGUCUGCGUGCUAAGCUCUAGUACAGAGGGUUGGGUACGGGAGAGCUGUUCCCUCUACCUUCCUCGGCUACUCCCCCUAUUGGAUCGCAUCAAUGUGGUACAUGUACCCAAAAACCACUUGACGAGAGGGAUCAAGCAAAAGGAGGCGUCAGCUGUUAAAGUGGUCAGCCAGUGGUACUCACAAAUACCUAGAGGGAGCGGAGCAUCGCAGGUGCUAUUCAUUGGCAACCAACCAGGUGAUGUAAGUCCAAGUGCUAUGAUCCGUACUCUCCUUCCCAACACUUCUGUCAAGACGUGUAUGCUCAAGGCUUCUCCAACCAUCCAGGAUAUCCAACGUCAAAUGACGUAUUUAUAUUAUUCAUUGAGAAGUAUCUUGGUUGGUGAAGCUGAAGCCUACUCUGUGGUUGAUGCCUGCUCAGAAGAUGUUUUAGACUUCUAUGCUGCCGAUAUUGAUCGCAGGUUAUGCAGUACUUCCGAGCAACAGAAACAGCAGCCCAAUGAUGAUGGAGUAUCUCAUUGAGUUGAAGACAGAAGGUGCUCAGCGACGUCUUGGUAUUCGUAUGAUACCAUAAUUCAUUCAACUUCUCUUUCAUUUGAGAAGUAUCUGUAGUAGUGAUGUAAAGUAGUUGUAGAAGAUGAUAAUAUCAAGACUGCUGAGAAGAGUGUAUAACAAUCAUACCACUCCUUUCGUAACAUAUGAUGAUAACUUCAAUUUCAUAUAUUCUCAGUAG